Rubroshorea leprosula is the source of this 872-nucleotide messenger RNA. Lineage: Eukaryota; Viridiplantae; Streptophyta; Magnoliopsida; Malvales; Dipterocarpaceae. The record is from the annotation of a GenBank genome assembly.
UAACUUGGAAGAAGCUGACACAAACGAGAUUGAGGAAAACAAGAGAAUCACCCCAUCAAUUCCAAUUAUCGUGAUAUUAUUGUAAUUGCUUUCCUCUGCCCCUUCCUCACCCCUUCUUAGAAAUUAACUUGCAAGAACCGCCAAGGUCAAGUCUAUACUUUCAUCUAAAUAGUGAUCUCUUCAUUCAGAAGAAACUGAGAUCGGAGUCGGGGUCGGAGUCCGAGUCAAAUUUGAAAUCGGAGUCGGCGGAGAGGAUAUCUCAUUUAUCAGUAUGGGUAACUGCUAUGGAACUCCCGUUGUUAAUCAUCAGACCCCAUGCUCGACGAAACCUCUGGAUAAAGAAUUGUUGAAGGAAGACGACAAGCAAAAUGGAGUGCCGGCAGUGAAGAACGGAGACAUGCCUGUAACGGAAAAUGGAAAGCCUCCGGUGGAAACAUGGAGGAGCAAGGGGCAUGAGCUACCUCUGCCUCCGAGCGGAAAGAUUGUUACCCCACACUUGAAGUUGUUCACACUCUCGGAACUCAAGGCGGCCACGGGGAACUUUAAACCGGCUACAGUGCUAGGGGAGGGUGGAUUUGGGAGGGUAUUCAAGGGAUGGGUGGACGAGAAGACCUAUGCACCGUCCAAGGUCGGCGUUGGCAUGGCCGUCGCCGUCAAGAAAUCGAACCCAGAUAGUCUUCAAGGGCUAAAAGAAUGGCAGGUAUGGAAAUUUUCUUUUGUUUGGAAUUUUCAUCGAUUCGUACAAGCCGCAUUUUGGGGAACUUUCUAUCCAUUAGUAUACCACUUUUCUUAGUUUUCCUCGUAGAAAUCAUUAGUUCCCUUUUUUUGUCUUCUAAUGGACAGAUGUUUCCAAUUAAACCACUACAUUCAUU